AUGAAGCAACUAGCUGACGCACUGAUCAUCACAGAGUCCACAGUUGCGGCUAAAAAGCUUUUCAAGAACAUCAUCAACAAUUAUCCGUCACUUGCACUGGCGCCUGUUCGAAAAUGGGCUGGCGUCGGAGCCCUAUGUUACGUACCAUCGAUUGUCAGGGAAACUCCAAUGGAUGAAUGGAAUGCAAAACAGCGCCAACAGGUGUCUUAUCUGAACUUGGAAUUGGUGCAUUCACUACGUUCCGUGGAUACAGCAUUUUCAACUGGUGAAAGUUCCGAAUAUGGUGUAUCGUGUGUCAAAUUUGGCAUGCUGUCUGAUGAGAAGGAUCUCACGGAUCUUGUUCACUUAGUUGCCAAGCGUGGGAAAGAAAUCGAGCACUCACAACAGUAUAUGGACAGUUUGGCUGAGAUGAUUCGCCGAGGAAUUGAAGCUGCUAAUGAAGAUUUAAAGCGAGAAAACGAUGCUCGACUCAUGCAGGAAGGUGUGAUGAGACAAAUUCCACUGAUGAGUUCGCUUGUGAAUUGGUUUUCGCCAUUGGAUAAAGAAGUACAGAAUAUCAAAGGCCGUUCGUUCGAUCUGAAGACAGGGGAAAUUCAAUCGACAGAAGUGUAUUAUAAGCACCGCUUGCUGAACCAGCCAGGUGGCGUCACUUCGCAAGAACCACACCAUACGGUGGGCAGGAUCUCAAGCGAGUCCUCGGAAAAGCAGGAAGCGCAAGCGCCUUCGAGACUAAUGCAAAAUGGCGAAGUUGAAGAGGGAGAGGAUCUCGACAGUUAG
Molecule: messenger RNA, 777 nt
Organism: Gongylonema pulchrum
Lineage: Eukaryota; Metazoa; Nematoda; Chromadorea; Rhabditida; Gongylonematidae
Source: the annotation of a GenBank genome assembly